This is a messenger RNA of Zophobas morio, 1712 nucleotides long. It is a transcript of the gene egr, whose product is annotated as protein eiger. Gene Ontology annotation, biological process: immune response. Gene Ontology annotation, molecular function: tumor necrosis factor receptor binding; receptor ligand activity. NCBI's taxonomy places the organism in Eukaryota, Metazoa, Arthropoda, Insecta, Coleoptera, Tenebrionidae. Gene Ontology annotation, cellular component: membrane. The record is from RefSeq and is a predicted model, not a curated record. The coding region runs from base 121 to 1467 and encodes 448 amino acids. The transcript is spliced from 5 exons.
GACUUAAGUCCUUGAGUAGACUUAAGUUGCAUCGGCGCUUCGAAUAACAGCGGCCCAGUUAAAAACCUGGCAGUGCUCGUGUUUUAGUGGUAAAGUGCGGUCCAGUGGCGGACUUGCGACAUGAAAGGGGGAGACUGUAAGGUGCCGAUCCAGGAGGACCACCGGAGCUUCCUGGAAAAGGGCAACAGGGUAAUUCCGGGGGGCAAGAAGGUCGGGAUCAUUGCCGCGUUUCUUCUGCUAGUUGCGAUGAUUUUGAUGAUCAUAUUCACGUUUCAAGCCCUCCACGGGAUUUGCGAACUGAGGCAGGAGAUAGAACUUUUGAAAGGGUCGAUCAAAGACCUUCAAAAGAAAAUCGACGAAGGCAAGGACGACCAAGAAAAAGGCAAAGAUGUCACAGGUCUACCGAUAGUGGGGAAAAUCCACAGCAACUUUGAUCUUGAAAACUACGAAGACUAUACUGUAGAUGGUGAUUAUUCCUACGAAGAUUAUGCCUACGAAUAUGAUGACACGUCCAAUAGAACGGAACCUGAAACUGGGGAAAAUUACACCAAAGAUGCCAAAACUGCUACAGCACCCCCUAGAAUCAAAAGAAAUAUUGUUGGGUACACUCAAGAUGGAACCUCCAUCAAUUCUGAUACAUUUGACGAGAAACGAAACGGGACUUUUAGAAAGAACUACCAUUAUAGCACCCCACCAUCGCCUAGUUCCUACGCGUAUUAUUACCCACAAACGAAAGCAAAUCAAGAUCCCACCACCCCAGCACCACGCCAGAUACACUCGAGAAGGUUACGAGUCCACCCUGAAGGCAACCACCAAACAGUAAAAGCAACCCCCGUGCUAAAAUCAGGAGAUUCCCACAAUUUUGAGGGCAAUCCAGACGUCGAAUUCGCUGUGGUGGCUGACGACCAUCUCGGUCCAGGUCGUACCCGGCACCGCCAGCGCCGUCUCGAAUUGGACGAGCGGCACAUCCGAACCGGUAGAAUGCGUCCUUUGCCAUCCGCCCACUUUUCUGGCGAUACCUCGAAGUAUGUCUUGGGUCAACACGAAAAUUUCAAAGGAAACGGGCACUUACGUCACCCGCAAAGAACCUUCGUGGACUGGACCGAGAGCAGCUGGUUCCAUCCGCUGGGAAUGGACCGUCAUUUUUCGCUGUCCGACGGAAUUCUUACCAUUAAGGAAUCAGGCUUAUAUUUCAUCUACGCUCAAAUUUAUUAUUACGACGAACAUGACAUUAAUGGCUUUAGGGUGUAUAGGAACGAGAAUGAAACACUGUUGCAAUGUACCACAACGACCCAUUCGGUUGAAAGGGUGAUGAAGGGCAAUACGUGUUUUACGGCUGCGGCUGAAUACUUGAAUGAGAAUGAUCGAAUCAGCUUGGGAGAUUUAUCAGAGUCGAGACUUUCGCUGUUUGAACCCGGGAAAUCUUUCUUCGGGGUGAUCAAACUCGGAGAUGUGAAGAUUAAAUGAAGUCGGGGGUGAACUAAAGCAACUGAAGCUUUACUGCACAGUUUUAGGUUAUAGGCUUAAUUUAUUAGUUGUGCAUUGAACUGUACAAAAUGAAACGAGCAGAGUUUUACCAAAGUUACGUCAGUGUCGGUACGUAUAUAGUGUAUCCCUUUUUCGCGCUUGCCAUAUUAUCCUAGUUUCUACUACAUUAUUAUAUCAUUUUUGUAAGUGUACAUAAUUUAUUUUUGAAUAAAAUUUUUCACGAA